UGAACACGAGCCGCAGGUUAACACCGAGAAGAAGAGUUGGAACAAAACACGGAAGAACUAGAAAGCUAGCUAGUUGGCAUAAUGAGCUAAAGCGUCUUUCAUUUUAGUAACCAUAACUACUUUGUUUACUUCAACCAGCCUGUUUUGGCUGACACCUGCAGCGGAGACUGAUACAUUAUAUGAAGUUAAAUACGAAAUAGUUGUUUCACCUAACAAUGUUUAACAAGUCGUAUCAGCUGCUCCCUCAGAGGGACUCCACCAGUCCGAGGACUCCUGGCUUGUUUGUGGACACUGAUGGCCUUAAACAGCUCGGCUACCACAAAGGACUUUCAUUUGACAACAUGCCCAAUGUUUCUGAAAACGACUUCACUGAUACCUCCCAAGGAUGGGUGUCCUGGAUUUGCAACCUGAUUGUCAUCUUCCUUGUCUACAUCUGCACCUUUAUAACUUUUCCCAUAACAGGAUGGUUUGUACUGAAAACGGUGCCUAACUACCAAAGGAUAGUAGUGUUUCGUCUGGGUCGAGUUUCUCCUCCAAAGGGCCCUGGUAUUGUCCUUGUGCUGCCCCUCAUUGACCAGUGGCAGAGAGUGGACCUGCGCACCCAUGCUUUCAACAUCCCUCCUUGCCAGGUGAAUACUCGGGAUGGCGGUGUGUUGUCAGUGGGAGCAGACAUCCAGUUCAGGAUCUGGAACCCCGUCAUGUCAGUAAUAUCAGUCCAGGAUCUGAACGCCUCAACCAGGAUGACGGCACAGAAUGCUUUGACCCACAGCCUGGACAAGAAGACUGUCAGGGAGAUCCAAACUGAGAGAGUUAAACUGGGAGAAUAUCUCGGGAUGGACAUAAAUGAGUUGACUCGGCACUGGGGGCUGGAGGUGGACAGGGUAGAGCUUACCCUUGGCUCUCUACUAAAAGCACCAGUUGAAGGCACCUCUGGACCCCUAAUCAUGCCUCCCUCUGUGCCUGGACUGGAAGGCCUCACUGGCUCCAUUCAACAGUUGGCCAUGCACUUUCUGGGCCACAGUGGUAGUUCACAGCCUCAACAAGAGGACAGCAUAACUUUUACAGAUGAGCUCAGCAGUGCCCCUCAGGCAGUCAUGGCCACACCGGGUUCUGUUGAAGAGCUGCUUGGCGGGAUCAAGCUCCUGCUCUCUGAAACUUUGGUCUACCAGAUUGGGGCCUGCUUCCAGUUUGACAUAAGCUCAGAAGAUGGACAACAUCACAGUUACUAUGUGGAUCUGAGCCAAGGUAGCGGUGCAGCUGGAGCAGGGUCCUUGUGCAGACAGCCAGAUGUGACAUUGAAUAUGAGUGACAGCGACCUACUGGCCAUGUUCCAGGGAGGGCUACGGCCAUUUGCAGCUUACACUAGUGGCAGACUUAAAAUCCAGGGAGACAUUAAGACUGCCAUGAAGCUGGAAGAACUCAUAAAGCUACUUAAGAAAUAGUGAUCAUAAGUACUCCCCAUUUGAGCCUUUAUUGCUCAAGGACAAUCUGAACAAACACAUACCACAAAUACACAAUUUACUUUCUGAAUAUUCUGAAGCCAAUACAAUAGCACUAAAAGAGAAAUGGGAAAAGGAUCGCAAGAUCCAGAUCACAGAUGAACACUGGAGCGAGAUUAAUGAGCAAUCACAGAGAAUUUGAAUUAAUACCAGGUAUAAGCUCUGCAAUUACAAAUUUAUUCUCAGAGCAUAUCUUACGCCUGAGAGACUGAACCGUUUUAAAACCGAUUCAUCCCCUCUCUGCCCUUGCAGCAAGCCAGAGACUGGUACGUUCGUACAUAUGGUAUGGUCUUGUUUCAAGCUUAGACAGUGGAGACGCUGGAGAUUGAGAAUAUUCUUGAAAAAGUUUUAUUGAGGGAAAUAUCUUUAUCUCCUGUGAUUACAGUGUUGUUGGGCGACUUGACCGAUCUAAAUCUUCCCUCCCAAAGGAUAAAGGUUUUUUUUUUUUUUUUUUUAGACUAGCUAUUACGGCUGCCAAAAGUGCAUCACAUCUAAGUGGAAUCAUUUUUUUAUUUAAUUGAAUUACUGUGUCAAACUGAAAGUCUUUUUAAUUUACCAGGUGGUUUUUAAAAUGUGAAAUGUUAUUUUGUUUUUAUGUCUCUACAUAAUAAAUGACAAAGGAAAGUAAGGAUCCCCCUAAUAUUACUCAGUUGAUUAAUGAGUUAAAUGAAUGUGCUCCUUUGGAGAAAAUAACCUAUACCUUGAGAUCUAGCUAUCUUCCAUAGGACUUGGGAUCUGUGGAUGACUUACAGGGAGCCUAUUUAAUUUACUAACUAUUUUAUUAUUUUUAUUUUUAUUUCUGUAUCUUUACUUUGUGGGGUGGGAGGGAUGCUGGAUGACCUGUCUCUGUGUGGAAGUGAGAAGUGGUGUGUAUUGUGGAAGAAUAAUUCCUUCAGGUCCAAUUCUGUGGCUGGUUCAGAUGAGUUUUAUUCACUGCGCAGUGGAGACAGAAGUUCACAACAUGAAUGUGAAUAUGGAAAAUGAAUAAACAGAAUUCCCCCCCAAAAAACAAGAAAUAGCGAUCGAUAGUAACAUUUGUAUAUGUAGGCUCUUUAUUAAAUCCUUCAUUUUAAUUGUAAA
Siniperca chuatsi (mandarin fish) is the source of this 2579-nucleotide messenger RNA. It is a transcript of the gene stoml1, whose product is annotated as stomatin (EPB72)-like 1. NCBI's taxonomy places the organism in Eukaryota, Metazoa, Chordata, Actinopteri, Centrarchiformes, Sinipercidae. Gene Ontology annotation, cellular component: plasma membrane. The record is from RefSeq and is a predicted model, not a curated record. The transcript is spliced from 7 exons. The coding region runs from base 216 to 1442 and encodes 408 amino acids.